AUGUUAUUUGACUAUGAAGUGGCAGAGUUCGAAGAGCGCUGGAAUAAUGUGGUUUCUGAGCUAGGCCUACAAGGUAAUCCCUGGGUGUGUGAUCUAUAUGCUAGAAGACAUAUGUGGGCAACUGCACACAUCCGUGGUAAUUUCUUUGGGGGCUUCCGAACCACGUCAAGAUGUGAGAGGCUUCACUCUAUGCUCGGCAAGUUUGUGCAUUCCCGGCACAACUUAAAAGACUUUGUUGAGCAAUUCUUUCGAUGUAUCAAUCAAAUGAGGUCCCGGGAAGCUUUCUCUGACUUACAAUCCACUGUUGGAGAGAUGGUACUACAAAGCCCUCUACGAUCGCUUGAAAGGUCUGCGGCAAGUGUACUGACAAGAGAGAUAUUUCUUAUUUUCCGACCAAUGCUUUCACAGGCUUGCACUUUAAAGGUAAGCUUGUGUACAUUCACAGCAUGUUCAUAUAUCUACUCCUUAUUCCGGUCUGGAGAUUCUGCCCGAGAAUGGCACGUUUCGCAUUAUCGAAAUGGGUCAUUCUUCAAGUGUUCGUGCAUGAGGAUGGAGACCCUUGGGAUUCCUUGUGACCACAUUAUUUCAGUAUUUCAUCACCUUGAUAUCACUGAAAUGCAUGCGAGUGUAGUAUUGGAGAGGUGGUCAAAAGAUGCCCGUUCGAGGGUGAGGGCUUUCAUGGAAAAGGGACCGUUUUGCUGGGAUUCGAUGGUUACCUGCCGCAAUUGGAUGUUGAAUGACCUAUGCAGGGAGUUGUGUGUGCUUGCUUUUGCACGAGUGGAUGAUUUUGUGGACGUCACUGGUAAAUUGAGAAAUGAAAUUUUGCACUUGAAAAGCAAGAGAGUUUCUCCAAGUGGGGAAGGAGCUGAUCCUCUGGUGUCAUCUACUCUUGAGGAUUGCGUAAGGGAUCCACAGGUUCUACGUCACCACAAGCGCCGUAAAUUUGGUGUUGGUUGGCAGCCAUCUACCAAGGGUGUAAAGAGAUGUGAAAUUUUUCGUGUGGUUGGCCAUAACCAAUUAUCUUGUUCAGAAAGGCAUACACACGAACAAGGACACGCUGCUGUUGGCAGUGGUACCCACCGGAGGGCCGUUUACGAAGAGGCUGGAUAUAGUGAGUAUCAAGAUUCAUGGGAAGAGGCCAGGGAGGUUCCAGUAACAGAAAUAAUGAUCAUACGAAAUGUUAUAGCAACGUACGUGAGGUAUCAGAUUGCGUUGGAAGGUGCCACCCAUGGCCAUCCAGUUGAGGACCCAAAUAGCCGAGGUCUCACUGCAGCGAUAUACACCGGCAUUAAGUCAUGA
This is a messenger RNA of Arachis ipaensis, 1299 nucleotides long. The record is from RefSeq and is a predicted model, not a curated record. NCBI's taxonomy places the organism in Eukaryota, Viridiplantae, Streptophyta, Magnoliopsida, Fabales, Fabaceae.